UCUUGGUGCUCAGAAGUGCACCGCCCCUUCAAAGCUCUGUCCGAAGUCAUUGAGCGCACGCUGUCAGAAGCAGCUGAUCGCAAACGUGAGAGAGUAGAGUCAUACGUUAGCAUCUUGCUACCUACCAACAAUGGCAUCGGAAGAGCUGGCCAAGAAAUUACAGCGCAGACUAGCAGCAGAUCAGUCGGCACCCACGGACCUGUGUGUACUAGAUGACCGGACAAAACCGAGUCAGGGAGAAGAGCAGGAAAAUACGGUAGUUAUAAAUGGCAGUGCCACAUCUGAACUCACAGCAAAACUCACAAGAAGACUGGAUAUCAACGAGGGCAACGCGGAGCCGAAACAAACGAAGAUUUUUAACCCUUACACAGAAUUUAAAGAAUUCUCGAGGAAACAAAUCAAAGACAUGGAGAAAAUGUUUAAACGGUAUGACUCUGGGAAGGACGGCUUUAUUGACCUGAUGGAGCUGAAGAUGAUGAUGGAGAAGCUGGGGGCUCCACAGACCCACUUGGCCCUGAAGAACAUGAUCAAGGAGGUGGACGAGGACUUUGAUGACAAACUCAGCUUCAGAGAGUUCUUGAUCAUUUUCCGGAGGGCGGCUGCGGGAGAGUUGCAGGAGGAGAGUGGGCUGCUGAUGCUGGCGAGGCUGUCUGAGAUUGAUGUGUCCACUGAGGGAGUGCUGGGGGCUCGAGACUUCUUCGAGGCCAAGAUGCAGGCUUUAUCGGUGAGCAGCAGGUUUGAGGCAGAAAUCCGGCAGGAGCAGGAGGAGAGGAAGCACCAGGAGCUGGAGAGAAAGCGGCGCCGUGCCGCUUUCAAAGAACUGCAGUCCACUUUCUGCCCCUGAUCCCCUGCCCCUGCCCCUGCCCCUGUCCCUGUCCCUCUCACUGCCCCCGCCCCCGCCCCCGCCCCUGCCCCUGCCGGCGUGACCCUCUCCAAGAAAUAAAAGUGACCAGCUUAUCCCUGCGUUCAGCCUGCAGGACCACGGCCCCCACGUCUGGUGCCUUCACUGGCGUGAAUACUUCUGCUCCCGAAAUCACAUCCGUCACAUUGUUGGCUGGGAAAGGAGUGGGGGGUGCGGUCAGCCCUCACUCCUUCCCAGGAUGUAUGAUGAGUGCCUGUGUAUUAUUGUACAGUGUUACAGUUGCCAUUUUCUUGGUAUUUAAUAUGAUAAUAAUAUUGUGUUAUUAAUGUUGUUGUUUUUUUUAGCUCCUGAUAUAAGUAAUCACGACAGCAUAUUAUUUUUAAUGUUUGUGUAGAAUUGAAAUAAUUAAAAUGAUGUAUUUUCAUGAAUAAAAUUUAAUCAUAAUUUAAUCAAAA
Messenger RNA from Conger conger (European conger), 1317 nucleotides. It is a transcript of the gene efhd1, whose product is annotated as EF-hand domain family, member D1. The record is from RefSeq and is a predicted model, not a curated record. Bases 131 to 844 code for a protein of 237 amino acids. NCBI's taxonomy places the organism in Eukaryota, Metazoa, Chordata, Actinopteri, Anguilliformes, Congridae. The transcript is spliced from 4 exons. Gene Ontology annotation, molecular function: calcium ion binding.